AUGAGACAGCCCACCCGGUCGAUCUGCUGGCUUCUAGAGCUGGUGCCUGACAACGGCCAGCAGCAGUGGCAGGGGCGAUACACACAAUGCCCGUCCGUACAAGUAGAGGAGUGGAAGUUUCCGCAGGCUGCCAGACACAAUAUCACAGGUUUCAAUCUGGUGCGGAGCUUUUCCCUGCUGAGGAGCGCGGACAUCAAAAAGAUCCGUAACCCACGCGGGCCUGUCAUCCUGAGGCUGGGCAAGGCCUCUCUGCUGCAGCCCACUGAUCAGGUGUUCCCCUAUGGCCUUCCUGAUGAGUUCACUCUGGUCUUCACCCUGGCUUUGAAGAAGGCAUCUCUGAGAGACACCGUCUACCUUUUCCAGAUCUCUGAUGAGCAGGGUUAUCCACAAUUCUCCCUGGACCUCAACCCCUCCGAGGCCACCCUGAGCCUGCGGGCGCGGGGCACGGAGGGGCCGGACGACGCCCCCGCCGGGUGCGUCUUCGGCGGGGAGGGCGUGGAGGCGCUGCUGGACCAGCGCUGGCACAAGGUGGCGCUCAGCGUGCGCCACGGCGAGGCCUCCCUGCUGGUGGACUGCGGGUCCAUCGACAGCCAGCCCCUGGACGCCCGCGGGGCCAUCCCCACCGACGGACACACGCUGCUCGCCAUCCGCGCCGCCGACGCCACCCCGGUGCCGAUGGACGUCCAGCAGGUGAUGCUGUACUGUGACCCGUCCCUGGCCAUGCAGGAGGCCUGCUGUGAGAUCCCUGGGGCCCGGUGCCCCCCCGAUGAGAGAGCCAAGAGCCGGCGUGCUGCAGAAAACGACCUGGUCGACAAUGCCUUUAACCAGCUGUCGAGCCCGGACACCUUCUCCAAACUGGCGGCGGAGAAAGGAGAAAGGUGUUGCCCGGGUGGAGGAGGACCCCAGGGUCAGAAGGGAGAGAAAGGUGAAUCGGCCCUGCCAGCCAACUGGGGAGAGUCGGUCGGCUACAAGGGAGAUAAAGGGGAGAAGGGGGAGCACGGUCUACAGGGUCUCUCUGGGAACCCAGGCAGGGAUGGUCGAGCGGGAUCCAUCUGUGUGGUCGGCCCCAAGGGACAGAAGGGGAAAUCUGGAGGAGUUGGGCCGGAAGGACUGGCGGGAGAGCCAGGGUUCCCUGGCACACCUGGGCCCCAAGGCGUGGGAAUACCAGGCCUACCUGGCCUGCCAGGUGAAGCAACCGGUGUGCAGGGGGACAAGGGGGACGCCGGGCUCCCGGGUACCGAGGGCUCAACAGGAGAUCCGGGACCCAGAGGCCCAGGUGGAUCGAAGGGCGAGAAGGGGGACGCCUGUGAGAUGUGUCCCGUGCUGUCAGGGGAUCUAGACAACAUGGUGACCCUGCAGGGGAAGGCUGGUCCUAAAGGAGAGCCCGGCCUACCCGGGAGAGGAGACCCAGGGCUUCCUGGCCUUGGCGGUGUGGAUGGCAGGGCAGGAUCCAAGGGAGAGCCAGGAUCAGACGGCGGCCAGGGGGCAAAGGGUGAGCCCUGUUCGACGUGCCCCACCCUGGGGGACAUCCCAUUCCAACAUCUGACGCAGAGGGGGGAGAAAGGGGAGCCAGGCGUGGGUCUGAAGGGAGAACAGGGGGAACCAGGAACCAUAGGAUUCAGUGGCCUCCGGGGAGAGAAGGGAAACUCAGGAAGCAGAGGGGCCGAUGGUAAAACGGGCAAAACUGGAGCCAGAGGACCCAGCGGCAAAGAUGGUCAGAUGGGAGACAAGGGUGAACAAGGACUUCCUGGUUACAGCAUUCCUGGACCUAAAGGGGAAAGGGGGGAGUGUGGUGUGUGUGGGCCAUCUGAGUUUGGCAGAGGACCCGGUAUUACCAAACUCCCAGAGGGGUCAUUAGCUAAACAGGGAGAUCCAGGGGUCCAAGGCCCCCCAGGACCAACCGGAGCUCCAGGUCCGGUGACCGCUGGCUUUCCGGGCACCCCUGGACAAAAGGGAGAUAAAGGACAAGCAGGAGAUAAAGGACUGGAUGGAGCUGCAGGAUCCCCAGGACUGGCUGGAGAACCGGGUUACAAUGGACUCAAUGGCUUUAAAGGAGAGAAGGGCGACGCGUGCACCAGCUGCGCUGCCGAGAGCGGCGUUGUGGGUGACGGCGUCUCCGGGCCCGGACCCAAAGGAGAGAGAGGAGACCAAGGACCCCCAGGGGAGGGAAAGCCGGGCAGACACGGUAAACCUGGCCUACCAGGUUCCCAGGGGCCCCAGGGUUACAAAGGAACCCAGGGAGAACAAGGCGUAUCAGGAUAUGGUUUACCGGGACUUAAGGGUGAAGUGGGACCAAGUGGGACUCCAGGAGUGGCAGGACCACCAGGAGACAAAGGGCAGCUCGGAGCAAUGGGUCCGUUGGGGAGAGAGGGCCCUAAAGGUGAGGUCGGACCCCCAGGCCCACAGGGGCCGAUGGGCAUCGGUGUGACUGGGCCCGUGGGUAAAGAGGGCGCCCACGGCGGCAGAGGAUUGCCAGGAGGUGAUGGCAGACCUGGCCCCGACGGAGCCAAGGGGGACAAGGGCGAGCCUGGAGAGUGCAACUGCAUCACCCAGCCGUACACUGGCACGGGGGGGCCGGGGGCCCCAGGAACUGUUGGAGGAUACAGUUGGCAGCCUGGGCCUCAGGGGCCCCCAGGAACGCCAGGACCACCGGGCCCUCCGGGUCCUUCUGGAUCCAUUGGAGCUCAGGGACCGCAGGGUGUCCCCGGCAACGACGGGAUGCCAGGGAGACCCGGUUUGACCAAUUACCUUAACCCUAUUGACCCUCGCGAGAGGCCGUCUCAAGACGCCACAGGCACGGAUAAUGAUGAGGACUCCCAGGGCAAGCCGGGUGUACCAGGCAUGGCAUCCAAGGGGGAGAAGGGAGAGGAAGGGAAGCCUGGCGCUGGUUCCACCACCACCACGGAUAGCUGCGUCGGGUGUAUGGAUAGGCUGAACAGAGAGCAGGCAACUCAGCCGGCACGACCCUGCAAUACCUGCACUGGGAGCCCGGGACAACCAGGGGUCCAGGGAUCCACCGGAGAGAGGGGAGAGCCGGGCAUUGCAGGCCAGAGGGGCCAGGCAGGACAGCUCGGACAGAUGGGUCCUCCCGGUUUCCCCGGCCCCCAGGGUCCUUCAGGAUCACCUGGCCAGCCGGGCGAGUCGGGCUCCGCCGGAGUCCCCGGACUAAAGGGUGAACAGGGUUCGUCAGGGACGUCGGGCUAUCCAGGAUCGAUGGGACCACCGGGGAUGCCUGGUAUGAAGGGAGAGCGCGGCAACGCCGGAGGCAACGGUCCAAAGGGAGAGGCGGGUUCAGCUGGUACCCCUGGCUUCCAAGGACAGGCCGGUGCUUCGGGAAUCAAAGGAGAUUCGGGCCCAACAGGCUCCGAGGGACCCAAGGGUCAACAGGGUCAAGCUGGAGCUCCAGGGUUCCCAGGAUCACAGGGUCCCCCCGGUCUUCCCGGUAAAAGCGGAAGAGAGGGCCCCCCGGGACCGAGGGCUGAGAAGGGUAACGACGGGGCCCAGGGUGCCCAGGGCCAGAUGGGCCCUCCAGGCCGUGCUGGAUCACCAGGACUCAUGGGCCCCCCAGGCAUCGAGGGAUUGGAUGGAAAGGACGGCAAAUCAGGACUGCGGGGCGAGACAGGCCCUCCUGGGGCAGCAGGAGCUCGGGGGAUGCCAGGAUACAAAGGCAAGACUGGUCACACCGGCUUCCCUGGAGUGAAGGGUGAUAUUGGACCCUCAGGUCCAGCUGGACCAUCAGGCAGACCUGGACAUGACGGGGACCCCGGCACCCAGGGGGCCAUGGGACGACCUGGACCCGCUGGUCACCUCGGCCCCGCCGGACCAGCCGGGCCCCCAGGACCCGCCGGGCCAGCUGGAUUGGGCAUAAAGGGAGAAAAGGGUCAGGCAGGAGAGAGAGGUCUGGGAGGGAUGGGCGGAGCGCCAGGACCCCCCGGGCAUCCAGGACCCCUGGGAGAUCCUGGCAGCGAUGGUGCAGCCGGUAAAGAUGGAAGUGGAGGUCCAGCUGGGGAGAAUGGACAGCCCGGUCAAAAGGGAGAGGCAGGCGCCGCGGGCCAGCGAGGAACCCCCGGAGAGAGAGGUAGGCCGGGACUCCCUGGAGGUGGGGGAUACCACUCCAAGGACGCCCAGCCCAUGCUCGGCCCUGUGGGGCCCAGAGGCGAGAGGGGCAACACGGGCUCUUCAGGACCCCCUGGCACCUCAGGGAAUCCAGGGACCCCCGGAAACGACGCUGUGGUCAACUAUGACGAGAUCAAGAACUUCAUCCGCCAACAAGUCGUUAAAAUAUUUGAUGAGAGGAUGGCCUACUUCAUGUCCCGCUUGCCAGCGCCAGUAGAGCAGUCCUCACCUGGCAGACCGGGACCCCCCGGUAAGGAUGGAAACCCGGGAAGACAUGGAAACCCAGGGAAUCCCGGCCAGCCCGGGAAUAUGGGCAGAGAGGGACGAGCAGGACCCCACGGACCCCCCGGCAUACGAGGACCCAGUGGGGAGAAGGGCGAGAAGGGUAUCGGAGAAAUGGGAGACAUAGGACCUCCCGGUGCACCAGGUGCUCCUGGACAACCAGGCUACGGCAAGAUGGGGCCCCCAGGCUCCGUGGGCCAGCAGGGAGUCCCCGGGGUCUCUGGAGCUCCUGGGAACCCCGGCUCCAAGGGCAACGACGGCCGCUGUAACCCCGGGGACUGCAGGAGCCACGAAGUAGAAUACGCCGGCAAGGGCCCGAACGUCAAGGGCCCCUGGUAAAACAGAGAGUUCAGAGGAGGGAGGGAGGGGGGGGAGGGAGGGGGGAUUGAAAAGAAUCAAAGGGGACCAAGAUGGAGACGGAAAAAAAGAAAGAAAAAGAACACAACCCAGGAAAGGAACAUUGUGGAGUCAGCCCUCAGCAGACCAAGUUCUGCUGGAGCACCGUGACCGCUUCUCAGCAGCUUAGUCCAACCACCAGCUUCUGAUGGGUUGACUCAACCACUUGAAACUAAUCUCCCCAUCAAUAUGAAAGAGAUACCUUCCUGGGACAUGGGGCCAUGGCGUAAUCACCAGCAUGUAAAUGUCAUCCACUUAUUUCUUCUUCCAAAUUAUCGUUCUUCUUUUUAUUUUGGUUAACGCAAAGCUUUUGUUGUUAUUAUUUUUCGUAAGGCUUCACCCUGGUCACUGCUUUGAAUGCGUUUAUUUUUUACGAAUGUUCUUACAUUUUAAAAAAGUUACUAAAAAGGGAAUAAAACACCCGUAAUUCCUCCGUUUCUACACACUGUUCUCGGUAGAUCCCAUUUGCUUGUCACUGGCUUUAUCUAAUAUACCCUUUUACAGUUUGUGCGCAACGAGGUGACAAAAGUGUGGCAAAGUGCAAUGGUUUGUCAUUGUGUGCAAGGGCAUUACCCUCAAAAGAUCAGAAAUUCUACCUAAUCAAAUUGACAGAAAAUAAUAGUUACCGACUUCCAGAUCUGGGUGCCGUUAGUGAUAGGGUAGAAGACAUGAGAAACCGGCCCACUGUUCAGUGGAACGAUUUUGCUGGAGAAACCUGGCAUGUUCACUGGAUACACAUUAAGAGCAUACAAGUCUCAACCAUGUCCCCGUAACAGUCAAGUUUCCAUUCCAUAGGCGAGUCCAGCGACAAUUAUGACUUUGAAAGCAUGGUUUUCCUCAGGCGGUCGUCUAUCCUACCAGUGUAUAAUAAAUACAUCUUACGACUAUUAUGUUGGAAUGAACUUAGGACGUGUCUGAUCUUAUGAGAGCAGCUGUUCUCUACGACUCAUCAAAGCCAGCGUCAUUAAAGAGGCCGUCAAUCUUUUUGUUUUUUUGGGGACCACUCAAUAAAUGGCAAUGAUAUUUUAGUUUUCCCUGGUAGGAAGGAAGACAACCCCCAACACCACCAACUGGCUUUCAAAUCCAUGAUUUGUUACUCGACUAGGACGGCAAGGCUAAAACGGUACACACACUCGGUGUACGGGACAGCUCUCCUCACGUACAGAACAUCAAAUACAACUUGUAAACUCUGUUUUCUGUCUUCAAAUCCUCCCCAGCCACAGACAACUGUAAUACGAGAGGCUGAGAGGCUUUUGUGGUAUCAUGUUAACGUCUCAUGUGAUUAGACAAAAGGCUAUGAGGCUAUUGUGGUAUUAUUUGAAUGUCUUAAAAGCAUGAAACCUUAGAAACUGCCGGUCGCUAUUAAAACAGUUCCUGAGGGAAUUCUGGACAACUAAAUGUCAGCUGGUCGGAUAUUGAGACUUACAACCAAAGACACAACAAACAUUUUGGUGCUGUCAACUUUUAUUCCAAUGUAGUGUGUCUGAUAAUCGUCUGAAUGAAUGAGGCAUGCCACUUCUGUUGCCCCAAUGACAGAAUGUGAAUAGGUCUAUAGGCAGUAGAAGAGGGAGUCGGAAUUGACAAUGCACACACAUCGCAGCAUCUCAGCUUCUACCACUCAAGCCUUAGUUCUUUCUCAAACUAUUUGAAAACACCACUACAAGCUCAUACAUUUAAACUGUAGAACUGUCCAUCUGUAUUAAUGUCAUAGGACAUAGUACAGGAUUUUAUCAAAAAUAAAAAUCCCUUAACUUUCUUUAUUUCUUCUGGAAACAGAUCGCGUUAACAACUUGGUUCCUCUUCCACAGGUCUGUUUUGUACAUAUUUAUAUAUAUAUAAUGUUUUUUAUACUUCCUAAAACAUUGUUAGGAAAAGAAAAGAAUGGCCACGUUUUCAAUGUGUUAUACCCCAUGGUUAAAAUGCAAUUGAACGUGAAAGGGAUUUCUUUAAAAGGUUUGUAGCUUUCUCAAAUACAAUAAUGUGUUUUUAGUGAUAAAACAAAUUAUUUAUGAGAGAAAAUUGCCUAUGUGCACGAAAGCAAAUUGUUUUUUUCAUAAAUUCUUCAAUUAUGUCGCUCAGUGUCCUUUCUGUUUAAUUUUCUCGGUAAAUGCUGCCAUUUUAAUAACCCAUUCCAUUGUGUAGUCCAAUGACCUCGUCCGUAGCAUCUGUCUUUUCUGUCAGGCUCUGGUUCAGCUAAAUAUAGCGCUCAUCCUCUGUGCUUAUUCAAUGCUGUUAACCCACUUCACGCAACUCUCUGUAUGCCCCUCUCUCUCAUCACAUUUAUACAUAAUUAAUCAUAGUCAUAAUGUGAUUCGGAAUGCAUGUUGACACAGGAUGAAUGUGUUCUUCUUCAAGCCCUCAUGUUUACACAUGAUUAAUCAUUGGUCCAUUUGGUCUGGAGGUAUGCAGUUUUUUUUUCUUUAUAUACAAAACAACAUUUUGUUGCUUGCUCUGUAGAGAUUAAACAAAACACAAGGAGUUCUGCUGCAAUGUUCAACCUGCUGGAAAAUGUUUUUAUGUAAACUACUUGUUGAAUCACUCAAAGCUACCAGUUGGACAUCCUGGCUAUUUACUCUGUGGUUGUUCUCUUAAUUUACGCCCCUGUAGCAGAACAGAAAACUGGCAAAAAUGCCUUUUGUCAACCUGCAUUAACCUGUGCUUACAACUAAAUAUGUUUUCUUUUUGUUACUCCCAAACCCAUCUAGCGCCUGAAUAUACUUUCUUUGUUAUAUUUGGAUUAAACAUUUCAGGAAAAAAAGAAGCAAUUAUUGAAAUGCAAAAGUGUGCUGGUUCUGCUUCUUUACAUAUCACUCAUUGUAUCUUAACCAUAUAUAUAUAUGUAUAUAUCCCUUUGUUGUUAUUCACCCUCUGCCAAGGUCUCUCUCCCAGGGUCCUAUUAAAGUUACAUCUCACCAGCACAAGAAGCUGGUUGUCAUCAAACAGAA
Molecule: messenger RNA, 7739 nt
Organism: Gadus chalcogrammus (walleye pollock)
Lineage: Eukaryota; Metazoa; Chordata; Actinopteri; Gadiformes; Gadidae
Gene: col16a1
Product: collagen, type XVI, alpha 1
Exons: 67
Coding region: 1-4737 (1578 amino acids)
Source: RefSeq, a predicted model, not a curated record